Messenger RNA from Xenopus laevis (African clawed frog), 5209 nucleotides. RefSeq names its product POU domain, class 2, transcription factor 2 (gene pou2f2.S). The transcript has 16 exons. Gene Ontology annotation, molecular function: DNA-binding transcription factor activity; RNA polymerase II cis-regulatory region sequence-specific DNA binding; DNA binding. Gene Ontology annotation, biological process: regulation of DNA-templated transcription; DNA-templated transcription; regulation of transcription by RNA polymerase II. Bases 525 to 2492 code for a protein of 655 amino acids. Gene Ontology annotation, cellular component: nucleus. Lineage: Eukaryota; Metazoa; Chordata; Amphibia; Anura; Pipidae. The record is from RefSeq and is a predicted model, not a curated record.
AGGGAGAAGCUGGGCAUCAGGGGGGAGGUCUGUGAGGGACGGAGGGGUCGCUUAUACAGCUGUCAUCAGACAAGGAAGAAGGGAGGGAGAAAAGGGGGAGAGAGGAGGAGAUAUUGUGAAGUGUAAGAUGGAAUAGCCGGACUCACAAGCAGUGUGUGUGUAUUGCUGUGCAGGGGGGGUGCCAUAUUGUACAAUUAACCGGCUCCAGAGAGAGGAGGAGAGAAAGAAAAAGCCCCACACACAGACAGACACACAGACUGACACACAGACACACAAAAAAGACUUUAGCCGGUGAAUGAAUAUCCGAGAGGUGGAGAAGACAUCUGUAUCCUGAACAGCAUCUCUUCCAGGAAUCCUUCCUCUAAUCCUCACACUAUUCCCCCUCACACACAGUCUGUGCGACACACACACACCCUCCUCCCUCACUCACUCACACACCCUCCCUCACUCACUCCUGCAUCUCACAGCGCACCCUGGCCUAAUUCAUCGGGUUAUGAAAGCUGCCUGCUGCUGCUGCUGCUGCUAUGUUUGUUCCGCUCUCCGUCCCCUUUCUGUUUCAGCGAGCCGGCUCUGAACACGCAUGGCCCUUUAAAUCGCCUCUGUCUGUGGCAGGUGCUGACGAAAUAAGAAUGUCUAAACCAGGGCAUCUCAGCAAACUGCACACAGAAGGGGGAGUAACAGAUAAUGAAAGGAAUGGUGCAGAUUCUCUACACGAGGUUCAGCAAAAUAAAGGAUCACCCUUCUCACUCUCUCCAAAGAUUACAGAUGAAGAAUGUGGGGACCGGUCACCAUCCCUCCCUGGCACUCCUGUUCCCCCAAUGCCCUCUGCCCCUCCUACUCCACAGGCUCCACCUGCCCCUCAGCAGCCCCCAACUUCCCUUCCCCAAACACAGCUCCUCUUGGCUGGGAGCCAACUUGCUGGGCUCACUGCUCUCCUCCCUGCACAGCAGCAGUUGCUUCUCCAGCAAGCUCAGCUUCUUGCCGCUGCUGUGCAGCAAUCCAACGCUGCCGCCGCCAGUGCAUCCCAGUCCGGGUCUGAGACCCCCCCUACCAGUCAACAGCAACCUCACCAGCUCGCUCUGUCCCAGCCCAUCCACCUCACUGCACAGGAUAUUCAACAGUUGCUACAAUUACAGCAGUUGGUUCUAGUACCUGGUCAUCCCUUACAGUCAACUCCACAGUUUCUUUUGCCCCAGGCUGGGCAGGGUCAACAAGGCUUAAUAUCUGCACCAAAUCUCUUCCACCUACCUCAGCAAAAUCAGGGGAACCUUCUAUCGGGUCAGCCCAGGCCCAGUCUCCCCACUCAGGCCGUAUCCCGACCUGGUCCACAGGACACUUCUCUUCUGUCUCACUCUGAUCCAACAUCUCAUUCUGAAGAGCCUAAUGAUCUAGAGGAGCUGGAACAGUUUGCUAGAACAUUCAAACAGCGUAGGAUUAAACUGGGCUUCACUCAGGGGGAUGUGGGCCUGGCUAUGGGAAAGCUUUAUGGAAAUGAUUUUUCUCAGACCACCAUUUCACGUUUUGAGGCGCUUAACCUGAGUUUUAAGAAUAUGUGCAAACUGAAACCACUGCUGCAGAAAUGGCUGAGCGAUGCAGAAACCAUGUCUGUGGAUAGCACUCUCCCCAGCCCCAAUCCUCUGAGCAGCCCUGGAGGAGGAUAUGAGGGGCUCCCAGGCCGCCGACGCAAGAAACGCACCAGCAUUGAGACCAAUGUGCGAUAUGCACUGGAGAAAAGCUUUAUUGUGAACCAGAAACCUACCUCUGAGGGGAUCCUUGUGCUUGCUGAGCAGCUGCAAAUGGAGAAGGAGGUGAUCCGUGUGUGGUUCUGUAACCGCCGGCAGAAGGAGAAACGCAUUAACCCCUGCAGCAGCACACCGCUUACCCCCCCGCAGGGCAAGGGGUCGUUGUUUGGAGCACACAUGGUGUCACCCCCGGUGUCUGCCCCAAUCCUCACUUCACAGGCUUCCAGUAACCUCAGCACAACAGUGACUACCUUACCUUCUGCAGUGGGGUCUCUUGUACACCCACGUCCACCCUCAAACACAGCACCACCAUCUGCCACCCCUCCUCCAAGCAACAGCACAAGCGCGAGCCCCCAGAGCAGCACCCAUUCCUGUCUCAGCCUGACAGGACUGAGUCCAAGUGCUGGGGGAACAAUGCUCGGGGUCAGCGCAGGGUUAAACCCGGCCCUCAUGGCGGGAAACCCUCUGGCCACCAUACAAGCUCUGACCAGUGGUGGCUCUCUGCCGCUCUCCGGACUUGACGGUGGCCUUCUCCUGGCUGGCAGUUCCAGCGCCCCCAGCCUAGUGAGCCCUCCACUCUUCCUGAACCCAGGGGGACUCCCCCUCAUCAGCUCAAGCCUGGCACGCAUACCUUCUGCUGGUGGAACUCCUAGCCUCUCCCCUACUUCUACCACAUCCUCUGUAGAGGCUGCUGUCCCCACCCUCCAGUCCAGCCCUGGAGGCUCCCAGAAUGGUGGAGAAAGUGAGUGAAGAACACAUUCUCCCCUUUGAACACCCACCAGCACCCACGCUGAGCCUACUCUAGCUUGGUGGCUCUUGGAUACACCAGGGGGGAGAGGCUUGAGUGUAUUUUAUGGGCGCUGCCUCUUUCCCCUUCCCCCACUGAAGACAAAAUAUGCGUGGAGUGGGGUGAUGGAACCAAAUAUAACAAAAGAAGAACCAAAAAGAAUUUUAAACCAAAUAAGAACAAAAACAUUUCAAACCUCGGAAAUACUGCAUAAAAACCAAAAAUGUGCUAACCUCUCCUCUGGGGUACAUUGUGUUUUCCUCAACCAAAGGAUUUCAUAAAGACUGAGCUCCCUGCUCUCUUGUUUCUAUUGAGCUAUGUGCCAUUUUUUUUGUUACCAUUGACAGGACGAGUUGGGAGGAUAAAACCAGAAAUGGUGAGGGGUUUGGGGAUAUUCCACCCCCUCUUCCAUCCUCCUCUUCUUCUUCUUCACUCCCCCAUAACAGUGUUGGGAGUGGAAAGGAUAACAGGGGGAAAAAAACGCUUUAUCCAAUGCGUAAAGAGAGAGAGACCGCUUAUGGGUUGGGGUGCAUGGGUGAGAUGUGGGAAAUUAGGGUUCAAUAAGAGCCCCCCACUUCAUUCAUAACACUGUUCCCACCUAUACCAAAAACCAAAACAACAGCUUUAUCCAAAGCCUAUCAUAUUUCUAGAACCUCAGAGUAAUUCUGUGUAUUUGUGUCAAGUUCAAAAAUCCAUUUAAAAAAAAACAAAAAAAAAAACAUAGUUUAUUAUGGAACCUUUAUUUUGCUUAUGUCUCACCAGUAAUGAACAUCAACUCAGCUUACUGCUUUAAAUAGCGUCCUACUUUAUUAUCGCCACCCCCUGUGAUCAUUUCACAGCCCUCAUUACAGAGAAAUAUGAUUUUAUUUUUUAACUCCCAGUUUGACACAGUAAUAGCAGACUGUUAUUUUUCUGCUAAGCAAACGGAAAUUUCUAUCUGCUUCUACUGUUCUCCCACCUCUCCCCGGAUGCUUAUUUAGUUGUUCUUAGAUCUCAUUUACGAAAGCUACAUUUUCCUUUCCCCCUUUUACGUCAUUUUUCCAGUAUUAAUAUUUAUAUAUAUUUUUUAACUCUUGCUGUGCACAAUAGCAUAUACAGUAGGCUUUGUAUAUUUCCGAACUGCACCCCCAUUGCCUUUUUUUUUAUCAUUUUGUAUUUAUUUAUUUAUGCUGCCAAAAUUUAUUUUUAGCUUUUUUUUCUCAUGGGAUGGAUUUUCAGGAUCACAUGUCUCCAUGGGUGGACAAAAAAUGUUUUUUUAAAUUUUUUUUUUCAAACCAAAAAAUGAAACCAAAAUACACACGAUGGAAAUACCAAAUAAAAAAAACUUUCUUUGCCGAUGCUGUGCCAAAGUACAGACUCUGAGCUCCGGCGAAGAAUGGAAUAUAACAAGAAAUAGUGUUACCAAAAAUAUUUCAUGUUCCCCCUCCUUCUGCACCCUGACUCCCACGGACAAUGAAAAGGCAUCAAAAGGGUAAGGGCUGCAGAGGUGCGUCUUUCUCUGUCUUAUAUACCUCAUACGAAGAAGCCGAUAUAUAGAAGAAACUCAAGGAGAGCGUCUUGUUGAAACCAAAAAUUUUAAAUUCCAGUGAGGUGUCACUUAUCUCUCCAGCCCUCCGUCCAAGCUUUAACGGCCUCUUGAAAAAAAUCUUUCGUUUUUAUUCUUUCCAUUUUUUUAAUUUUCUAUGUGAGUUUUUAAAAAAAGAAAAGCAAGUUUCUCUUCUGUGCCAAAGGAUAAAUAAAAUACAGAUAAACUAUUUAACUUCAGAGAAAGCACCAAUGAAAUGAGGGGGAACUGACAACAUACCAAAAAAUUACCGCACCAAAAGGAGGACCUAUCUGAACAAGGGAUAAAUGGAGAGAAAAUGUAUAAAAAAGGAGAUAAAGACCAAAAAUGAAAACUCUCCUUUUUUCAAUUCUUUUUUUCUUCUUCUUUUUUUCUGUUCUAUUUUGGAAAUGUGAACUUUGAACUUUCUUAAAGGGACGUGGAUCUCAUGUUAGCUUUAGUUUUAGAAGUGAUGGACAAAAUUAAUUCAGGGGAAAAAAGAAAAGAAACUACUAUGAAAGGGAACAUGUUACAAAACGCUGUUUGAAAUUGCAUAACCUGUUACCUGAUGGAUAGGUUUGCCCCUCUAAUGCAAAACGGCCUGCUGGCAGCGAAGGGGUUGACUUCUUUUCUACUAACAAAUGGGGUUAAGGCUGUGGCUUUUUUUCUAAAAAAAAAAAGGGGUGAGGGUGGGCAUGGGAGGAGUCAAGUUGGAUGUAGAUGCAAAGCGGGGGUCAGACUUACCGGCCAGCGUACCAAAGAAUCAUCUCUUCACCCCAGGAAGCUUAGGGAAAUUUCCUCAAUCCUUAUUUUUUAGCAUAGUACUAUUCCAAACUAAUAUUGUCAUUUACCACUUAUAAUGUUUGUGAAUUUGGGAUCUCAAUAUCAAUUUCUUUGAUGUGCUGUAGGGAACCCAGUCUGAUACUGAUGCAAAAUUGUGGCCCUACCAACGAACCCAGGGCCCGGGAUUGAGUUAUUAUGUAAAUUGGAGGGUUAUUGGAGGUAUGCAUACUGUUUCUGAAGGGCAGCAUAGGACGUAUUGAACUUGAAUGGCACAAUCUACUGUAUAACUAAGGUGUGGGCAACGUGUGACCUUCUAAAUGAUAUUAAACUACUUUUGUAGGUGUAGUUCAGCAA